Rhizophagus irregularis DAOM 181602=DAOM 197198 is the source of this 400-nucleotide messenger RNA. The record is from RefSeq and is a predicted model, not a curated record. NCBI's taxonomy places the organism in Eukaryota, Fungi, Glomeromycota, Glomeromycetes, Glomerales, Glomeraceae.
UUCAAGUUCUGAUGAUGAAGCCGAUAAAAUUAUUGAUUCUUAUAUGUAUACUAGUAAUGUUGAGAAUAAGGAAAUAUAUAAAUACUUAAACAUUUAUCUAUUUAAUCCAUAUAUGAAUACUAUAAUUGCAAGUUUUCAAGAAUUUAGUGAAAUAAACGAAUUGAGUACUAAAAAUACUAAACAAGUGUUAAUUCAAAAUUCUAAAAUCUACUGGCGGAGAAUUGAAGUUGUUAAUUUUUAAAAAAAUCAUCAUUAAUAAACGGAAUAAAUGGAAAUUAAUCUGCAUGAGAAUAGAUAAAUUUAAUGUACAAGAAUAUGAUUUAUAUGAAUUUCACAAGCGUUUUUUGCAUGGGAAUAAGCUAUUAAGUGAAAAUGAUAUUCUAAUAUUAACAAAAAUUGG